Molecule: messenger RNA, 375 nt
Organism: Alnus glutinosa
Lineage: Eukaryota; Viridiplantae; Streptophyta; Magnoliopsida; Fagales; Betulaceae
Exons: 1
Coding region: 1-375 (124 amino acids)
Source: RefSeq, a predicted model, not a curated record
AUGGGAGUCCCACGGGAGAAAGUGGUCCCGUUCUCAUGCCACUUACAAGGUUUCGCUGGAGAGAAGGUGCUGCCUCUCGGUUCAAUCGAUCUCCCUGUGACGGCAGGGACCUAUCCGAAGCAAAAGGUCAUCAUGGUGAAAUUCUUAAUAGUUGAUAGAGUUUCAGCCUAUAACGCCAUUAUCGGAAGGACAGCUCUCAACGACUUAAAAGCUGUGACCUCAACACCACAUUUCAGUAUGAAGUUCCCGACAGAGGAAGGAGUUGGAGUGGUCAAGGGAGACCUGAAGGAAGCUAGACGUUGUUACAACUUGUCCCUGAAAAGCACCCCGAGGCAGCACAAUCUGGGUGAGAAAGCUAAGGAGGACGGGAAAUAG